This is a messenger RNA of Blepharisma stoltei, 18089 nucleotides long. NCBI's taxonomy places the organism in Eukaryota, Ciliophora, Heterotrichea, Heterotrichida, Blepharismidae. The record is from the annotation of a GenBank genome assembly.
AUGGAAGAGGCUUUAGAGCUAAUCUACUCGAAUUCUGAUGACUUUCAAGUCCUAUCCUUUUUAAAGGUUCAAAGCUCCUCUUUGCAAGGCCAAGAUCACUUGUUACUCAAUAUUUUUCAUCAUCUUGUCUUGGCUAAAAGAUCACAUCUAAUUAUGGGCUUAUUCGCUUUUGAUACUUCAAUUUUAGCCCAACAGGAUUUAUGUGGAAAAACAGUGCUGCACUUUUUAGCAGAAAAAAGAGAUUAUAGAAAUUUAGAAGCAAUUUUGAAAAUGAAUCCUCGCCUCGGAUCAAUUAAAGACUCUUCACAAAGGACUGUUUGGCAUACACUGCUUAUAAAGCCUGAUUUAUUGGAAAUAUUCAAGUUAAUGGAAUAUUGCUCUAGUAAUGACUUUUAUUACGAGGAUUAUUUAGAUUUGACUGUAGAAGACUUUUGAAACAUCUAUUAUAAAGAUUUCCAAGCAUUAAUAUGAGAAAAAGCGUUGGAUGAGGACUUUGAUUUACUAAAAAAAGCAAGAAAAUGAACAAAGAAAAAGCUCAGUAAAGAUAUAAAUACGAUGGAAGAUAUAGGGCUUACACUUUUAAAAGAGUUUUCAAUAAAGGCAAAACUCUCGAAAUUAAAACAAUAUUUGUCGAUUACUCCAAAAAAUUUAAAUUAUAGAGAUUUUAAAGGAAAAUCUGCUAUAAUGUACAUUCUUGAAUCUGACUUGAUAGAUAUAGAAGAUAGGAUUGACUUAUUUUUAGGGUAUGAAAACUCGGUCGACCUUUUUGAUAACGAAGCGAAAACACCUAUUCAUUACUUAUUAAGAAAUAAAAAUAUUGAAACGCAAGCUAAAGUCAGAAUCUUGAGGAAGUUUCGCGAUUAUAAUCAAGAUAUGUUAAAAAAUAUGAUAUCAGCUGUAGAUGUCUGGGGAGAAAAUGCUUUUUCUUUAGCUGCAAAUGAAGAAAGCAAUGAUUGCUUGCAAACUUUACUUUAUUUAUAUGGCGAAACUAUCGGAUUAUACUCAAUCACAAAACAACUUCCUUCAUAUUUCAUCUCAACUAAUAAUAGUUGGCCUUAUUACUUUAAAACUCAAGACAAAGAAACAUUUAAAAACUUCAAAUGGAAAUACCCUGUUAUAAUUAAAAUAUGGCGUCUUCGUCUGGCUAUGGCCUUCCGGCCAUACAUACUCGACUCAUAUUUUAAUUAUAUCCGGCAAGGUUUUGCCAUUCAGGAAAUGGACAACAAUGCCAUGGUAAGCAAUUCUGCAGAGCAGAGCCUGGCCCAUGUCCAACGACCAGAAUGGAUUUUACCCUCGAGAGGAAAGGGUGUCUAGGUUUGGAAAGGGUAAGUUCAGCAGAGUCUACAGGCAAUGUCUAGACCAUUCGGGCAACUACCUAGCGUGAAACUGGGCGUUACGUCCCAGGACUUGGAAUUUCCCUUUUUCCCGAAAGGUGGCCAGAAAUUCCAUUUUUUGGAAUUUCGGAAAGCCAACUCCCGUCAACUCAAGCAACAAGCCGCAGAAGUCCAUAGCCCGCCCACUCAACACACUUAAGCCGCUAUACGCGGGAAGGAGUAGACGUGUGUCCUCUUGGCAGUCUUUAUGGCUGUUAGGACUGCGCCGCAAAGCAGGUGAACCCCUAGGGGUCCGUGGUGACUGCGUAAUCAUAACGGCAGACGCCUUCUAAUGUUAAUUAAGAUUAAGAUUAAGGAAAUACCCUGUUAGCCCUCUUGAAAUAGCGAUAGAGCAAAAAUCACCUGAGAUGCUAGGCUUUUUAAUUGCAAAUGGGUUCAAUGCUAAUUCAUUUACAAACUCAGGCAAAUCAAUACUUGAAGCAGCUAUUUUAGUAAAUGAUAUAGAAAUAAUCAAAACGCUCACAAAAAACAAUAGACUUCAUUUUUAUUAUACUGAAGCAAGUGACAAAAAAGGCAAAAAUACUCAUAACUCAUACGAAGAAGCAUCUCUUAAUUAUGAGAAAAUUGAUUUUAGUCUUUUUGCUGUUUCUUCUUUUACAAAGCCUCAAAUUAUUGUGAUUUUACUUGAGCAUUUUUUAAUGCAAUUAGGAAGUGAAGAAAUGCUUAUACCCUCUGUGAGCGAGCACAAAAUUUUGGUUGUCCACAGAGAGGGUUAAUUUUAGUUUCUAAAAAAAUUUAUAUAUAAGUUUAUAGUAAUUUUUUUUUAAAUUUAAAAAAAAUCCCAAUUCGCAAAAAUUGGAAAGAAAAUAUUAAUUAAUUUGUAAAAUUUAUGUUUUAAAAUGAAACUUGUUUAAAAAUUAGUUAGAUGUAGCAAGAGAUUUCAAUUUUUCUAGCUAUCACUUAUAUAUAUAAAAAAAUUUUUAUUUAUAAAAAAUUGUUUGUUCGCUAACGGAGGGUGGGUGGGCUUUUGAGCAAAAAAUAGGGACUUUUUAAUGGUUUUGUUCACUCGCAGGGGGGAAGUUACUAGAUCUUUUAUUAGAAAUCAUUCAGCGAAAUCCCUUUGAAAUAUAAACAAAACUAGCUUUACGAAAUUGCUUGUAAAGAAAAAUGCGAUUGAACAAGUUCGGGCGUUUUUGGAGUUUUUAAUUAAUAAUAUUGGUCUCUCUCAUUCUUUGAAAAUCUUUAUCGAAGUUUACUGCUAUACGAUUUAUUUUGGGAAAAAUGAAAUUUUUAAUAUGAUGGGAGAAUUAUUAGAGAAAAAUAGUAUAUCAAUAGACUUAACUCAUGAAAUCAGAGAGUUAGAAUGAUUUAAUGAAUUUUUAUAUAAAAUUGUUAAGAAAAAGCACAUGACCUAUUAUGCUACAGACAGUUCUGACUACAAAGAUUAUUUUUCUCACUUUUACCUUUCAUAUACCUUUUUAUCAAAUAAUCCUAGUAUUGAAAUCUCAAAAAAAUUAAUAAAAUCAGAAUCAAUUUUUACUGAAAUAGAAACAGAAGAAACCACAUUUCUUUCGAGAACACACCUUUUAUUGGCUGGGAAAUUGGAAUGGCUUAAAAGAUUUAAAAAAAAUAUUUCAGUUCACAAGUCUUUUGAAGUAAUUUUAAUUGAGCUCAUAAAAUGCUCUUAUCAGUAUCAUGCAGAGGAAUCAAAUAACUUUAACUUGUGCAGUCUACUAGAUCUGUCAGUAGAAUUGAAUUACAAAGAAUUAUUUAGGACUGUUAUAGCUGAAUACGAUAAUAGACUCUAUAUUAAUAGUCACAAACCUAACUUUAUGCAGAGAAAAAAGUGGUUUAUAUUCCUUAUUAACUCAGAACUGUUUGACAUUUUACCAAAGCUCUUACUCCCCCCCCCCCCGUGAGUGAACAAAAAAAUUUUGUUCACUCACGGAGGGGGGUUCAUUUUUUUUUUUAAAAAAAAUUUAUAUAUACAUUUUAUAGAAAAAAUUUUUUUUCGAAAUUUUAAAAAAAUCCUAAUUUAUAAAAUUUAUGUUUUAAAACGCAAUUUGUUUAAAAUUAAACAGAAUUAGCUCUAGAUUUCAUUAUAAUAAUUAUCACUUAUAUAUCAAUUUUUUUUCAUAAAAAAUUUUUGUUCACUAAUGGAGGAUGGGUUUUUGGGGCAAAAAAUAGGGAUUUUUCUAAUGGUUUUGUUCACUCACGGAGGGGGGGAGUUAGAAUUGAUAGUUAUUUAUAAAGAAUUUAGUAUAGCUGAAGACGAAUUUAAUCAAUACCUACUUCAGCACCUCACUAAAGGUAAAAGCAAAGUCUUUAUUGAUAUUUUAAGGCGAAUUUCUUUAGAGAAUUUGCAUUUCAGUGUUAAAAAACUCUUAACUUAUCAAUUUUUUUUAAAAAGAAAUGAUAAAAGCGCAUAUGAUGAAAUGAAGCCUCUAAUCUGUGCAACAAAAAAUGCUAUUAUUAAAAAAAGGCCAUUAGCUUAUUACCUCUGCGAAAAUGACAAUUUUCUUCAAUUAAUUAAAGAGAUAUUAGAUUAUCAGCCACAGUGGUUACUUUGAACAGACAAAUCAAAAAAUUUGUUAACGCGGGCAUGCAAAUAUGGGCAGCUAAAAAUAAUAAAGCUUAUGAUUGCUUAUGAAAUUCCAAUACCAACAGAAGUAUUUGCAAAAAUCAUUUGCGCUGUUUCUUUAUUGGGCUAUAAAUUACAUGAUCCCUUUAAAAUGCAAAUUUGGAAUCAGCUUACUGAAGAAAAUCUGAAAAGAGAAGCUGUUAUAACAUUAUUGAUAAAUUAUUAUACCACAACGACAGAUAACCCAAAUUCAUCAUCUCAGUAUUAUAAUGAAUCAGCAUACAGCAAUCCCAUGAUUGCAGCUUCAUCUUCUCAAUCAGAACAAACUAUUAUGAGUAUGCUUGAAAAAUGCUUUAUUCCUGAGAUCUUAGGCAAAACCUAUAAAAUUAAAAAUUUAAACAUGAAAAACGCAUCUUCUCAAAUUGGACAGAACAACUUAGAAUUUUUUGAUAAAUAUCCAUUAAAAGAGUGCCUACUUCAUAACCAAGAGGAAAAUGUGGCAUUAGUUCUUAUUAAGUAUUUACCCAAAGACAUUUUAAGUUCGGAUUUGUAUCAAGAAUGCAUAUUAUUAGCCAGCAAAAGAAAAUGGUGGAAAGUGCUAGAAAAAUUAAUGGAAACGAUAAACCCAACAAAUAAAUCUUUAGGAUUAAUCGCUGAGCAACUAGUGAAAGAAAAUCAAUUAAACUUAUUAGAAAAACUUGUUAGUUUGGCUGUUGAAUCAAGAAUAGGGAUUAAUAGAGCAUUUUAUACCGCUAUUGCUGAAAAAAACAUGGCGGCUAUUAAGAUUUUUGCUUCAAAUUUAAAUACUUUUUGAAUCAGCUUUGGUCUUGAUGUCAUGACCAGUUUUAAAUUUUCGCCUGAUUUAAGAAAAGAGCUGACCCCUUUAAUAAAAAUGCUUGGUGAAAGCAACCCUUUGAAAUUAGCCACAGCUUUAUGCAAUUGCAAUUUGGUGAAAGAGAUUCUCUCAACCCCAAAUAAUCACAAUUUAAUUAUAUGUAGCAAUAAUAGAGAAGUAAAAAAAUACAGUAAAUCAGAAAAGGAAGAGAUGAGAAGUGAUGACUAUAAAAUAACUCCAUUAGAAAUAGCUGCUCUAAACGGAUUCUGGCAACUUUUAGAGCUUUAUCUAGAUAACUUGCCUUCUCAAAUAGAAAACAUAAAAGAUAUAAUUUCAUCGGCAAUUCUUUAUGCAAUAAUUGGGGAAUCUGUACUUUUUAAUGACAGAUAUAGUUUGUUUCGCUUUUUUCCGUACGAAUAAGGAAAAUCUUCCUUUGAGGAUGAGUUGAGGCUUUAGAUGGUUUUUAUGCCUUAAAUUUCUUAAUGGGAAAGGUCUUUUGCUUAUCCUUUAAUUUAAUUUUAGAGCAUUUUUAAGCUAAUUAAAGUGUUUAAUAUAUAUGCACUAAUGGAUUCAUGACAGCAAUAUUUGGAUUGGCUGACAGCAUCAAAGAGUGGAUUUAAGUGCUAGCCCACUAAGCCAAAUAAUGCACCACCAUAUUUUGACCUAUAUUUCUUACUGUAAUUUGGUUUAUUGAUUCCAUUUUUUGCCACAUUUUUAGCAGACAUAAAUUUUUGAUAUGUCUAAAUAAUUUCAAAAAACAGCAUAGCUAUCACGAUCAAACAAUCUAAUUUAAAAUUUUCAUUUUCAUGCAACUAUUUAACUGAAUCUAUAAUUUAUCUAUUAAUAAAAUGCUUAGGCUCUUCUUUGUAAGAUAAAAUUCUAAAAUAUGAAUUCAAGACUUAUUUCAGAACAAAUCUAAUUAAUUUUUAGAGAUAUGAAAGUGGGUGAUGCCUUCAAGCUGUAGCGUAUGCUUAAGAUAUUAAAGAAUGUUUAUAAAGAGCUCGAAGUAGUGCUAUUACUAGCAUGCUUAGAGUAAGAGGAGCAAAAUUCAUGGAAAAUUUAAAAUUUUAUAAUAUCUAUCAUAAUAUCCAUCUUUAUUGGAAAAUUAAUAAUCAUUGAAGAAGAUUAUAGACUUAAGUCUUUCCAAGAAAAUUAAAGCAUAUUUAAUAGUAUGCUUAAAGUUAAAUUCUAUAUAAUUUCCAUCUUUAUUGGAAAAUUUAACAUCUUUAUAGAGAUAAAUUUUCAUUGUUAAAAAAAUAGUUUAUAAGCAGAAAAGUUUGAUGCCUUUAAUGAGUAGUAGAUGAGCUUUGAAGAGCAAGCUUUUGUUGAAGAUAGCAGAGAAAACUUAUAAAGAACUUGGAGUAUAAUAAUCUUCUAUUGAUAUGAAAUCGUCAUUAUGGAGAAGUUUCAUAAGAACUUAUUCAUUCAUUUAUUCAUUAAAAAGUAAUAAUUCUUUUUUCAAUUAAAAUCAGAUAUCAAAAAUUUAUUUUUAUGAAAUGUGCAAAAAAUAAUAAUAGGUCAAAAUAUUUUGGGAAUGAUCUUAGCGGGCUAGCACUUAAAUUCACUCUUUGAUGCUCUUAACCAAUCCUAAUAUUGCUGUCAUGAAUCCAUUAAUGCAUAUAUAUUAAACACUUUAAUUAGCUUAAAAAUGCUCUAAAAUUAAAUUAAAGGAUAAGCAAAAGACCUUUCCCAUUAAGAAAUUUAAGGCAUAAAAAAACCAUCUAAAACCUCAACUCAUCCUCAAAGGAAGAUUUUCCUUAUUAGUACGAAAAAAAGCGAAGCAAGCUAUACAUCCAAUUGCCUAAUUAUAUCCCUAAACAAAUAUCAUCUGCACCUCUAAUAUCUCGCUACAUUUGUAGUCCUUCCAAAUGAUCAUGUUCUGAGGAUUUUAUAUUUCCAAAUUCUCAGCAAGAUUAUAAUCAAGUCUUACAGAUUUUAUUGAAUUCUGAGCGUGAUAUAGAACCGGAAUUUGAUUCACUUAUUAUUGCUUCAUUUUAUGGUCAAUCUUGGUUUAUGGAUUACAUAAAGGGACACUUGUGUCAGUCAUCUGAAGAUUUGCUGAACAUUUUUACAGCUUCAAUAAAUGGUUAUACAUGUUAAAAGAUCUAAAUAAUUUUAAAAUUGCUGAUAAAUUAUAAGAAGUCUAUUUCCUAAAUAAAAUAACUAUAUUUUAAUAGAAUUUAUUCAAUUAAUACGUCCAACUUUUUGAAAAGAUAUAUAUUUAUAGAUUCGCUCCAAAUUUCUAUUCAUUUUAUGGAAGCUCUUGUAGCAAGUUUUUAUUUAAAUUAGGAUCAAAUUAUAACUCGCCAGAAGAAAGAAAAACCCAUAAACAGUCAUGGAAUGAGUUUUUGGUAUUUUUAUCAGAAAAUUUAUCAAUCAUGGACAUAGAAAACACCCACCAGAAUAAAAUGAAAUUUUUGCAUAUUUUUUAUAUAUGUCUGCAUUAUCAUUUAUUAGAUGUCGCUGUUCCUCUAUUUCAGUUAGUAAAUAAAUUAGAAGUUGAGCCAAGCAUUUUUGGAGGAAUUUUGAUAACUGCAGCUAGAAUUGGAGAUAUAAAAGGACUUAACAAAUUAUUAGACAUGGGCGCCAACCCUGAUUGGUGCCAAGCUUUGCCACCAUGGGAGCUUGUGCCUCGAUAUGAUGCAAAUGAGCUAAGUUCUUAUAAAGAGCAUGAAGAUUUAGGCCCUUGGAGCGACUCUGAUUCUUCAUCAGUAAAGAAUGAAGAAGCUCCCCGGUCAAAUUUUACAGCAACGUUGCCUACAGCUUUGCAUUGGGCUGCUGAAAGAAGUGAUGAGAAAAUGAUAGAUCUAUUAUUACAGCAUAAAGCAAGAAUAAAUAUCCAAGUUAGGCUAUCAUUAUUAAAGCCUUAUUUAGGGAAAAAGCAAUUAAGAGUAUUAUUAGUAACUCCACUCGAUGUAGCAUGCUUAAGAGGAAAUUGAGAAAUUAUAAGCAAAUUAGGUGAAGUCAAUGAAGAAAAUUUAAUUCUUGUUUUCAUGUCAGGAAAAAUUGAUUCUUUUAUUAAAGGGAUUUCUAACAUAAAAAAUUUAGAGGAGUACGUUAAAAGCAAAAAAUUGCUGAAUAAGGCUUGUAGACAUGGAUUCAGAGAAAUUGCUGAAUAUUUGCUUCAAUUUUACAGAGGAAAUGAAAUUGUAGAAAGCGUAAAGAGAAAAGGAUUAGGGAUAUUGCAUUAUUGUGCUAUCAAUGGGAAUGAGCAGUUAAUUAGAAAAAUCAUAGAUAAGAUUCCUGAAGAGCUUCAGAAAGAGCUAUUUGAUGCUAAAACAGCCUAUGGAUUUACACCUUACCUCUUAUCAAAAUAUGUAAGCAAAACUCCAAUGAAUUUUAUAUUCAGCAAUGGACUUACUGAUAUUUCAUCCUACCUAUUGCUUCAGCACUCCUUUUGUACUUCUUUUUUCAGUUGCCCAAAGUACCCCUCACUAGCCCCUCAUUACCAUUAUGAAUCCCCUCCUGCGUGGAAAAAAAUUCCUUUAAUUUUUGGAUUAUCAAAAGCUAUAGGCUCUAAAAAUAUUCCAUUAUUAUAUUGUACUUUGAAGGACAAUUUACUUAUUAAAGAUAUUAUCAAAUAUCAUGAAAAAAGCACUUCAGAAGAAGGAAAAAUAAUUGAUAACUUGUAUAAAGAAGCGAUUAAAUCCAAUAAUUUGUGAGGAAUGCAGAUUUUAAGGGCUUGUGGGCUAAUGCCUUCUAAAAAAGUGAUGAUUUUUGCUGCAGAACAAGGUAGAGAUGAUGUGGUUUUAUUUUUGUUUGAAUAUUUUGGGAUCAGUGAUUCACCUUUUAGUAAACUUGAGCAAGAAGGAAAAAUUAAAGGUUUUGACCAUGGCUUAUUAAAUGAUCUUAUAGCAUUGCAUAAGCCAGAAUCUAUAAAACAAACAAUUAAAGACACAUUUUUUAGAAAAAUAGCUGAACCAGCAUGCCGCACAGGCUGUAGAUACACCAUUGAGCUGAUUUUAUCUAUAAACCCACUAGCUUUUGAUAUUAAAGCAUUAGAAUCAAUUUUCGGGUAUAACUAUUUUGAUCUUGGUGUACUAAUUUUACUUUAUUUUGUUCAAAAUUCUAUGAUAAAUUCUGAACAAAUUGAAGAGCAACUAAAAUCAAUAGGCUCGAUGAUAAGUGAAAUUAAAUUGCAGGCUUUACUAUUAGAACUUGUCCAGAGAGGGAUUAUUAGUGAAAAUAAUUGGAAUUUAAUUUUGUCACAUUAUGAUUUCAGAAAAGAUUUUGAUGAAGAUACAAGGUUCCUAUGAAGAGAUAAGCUGUUUUUCCACACUGCAGCUGCAGAUUUAUUGAGAAAUGAGGUUAAUAAAAUCAUAAGUGAGUCAUCACUUGUGUUUUUGAAGAAAAAAAAGGAGAAGAGUUAAGUUAAGUUGCUAUUCAGCCAUAAGCGGAUAUCACUAACCUAUUAGCUGGCGUUGAAUCACACCUAGCCUAAGGACUAAAUCUCAAUAUUAGAGUUGCCUAGUGGAAGGAAAACCUGUCUAGCCCACCAGAAAAACUUCUGUGAGAAAUAGAAAAAGGAGAAGAGGAAUUAGAGAAAUAUAUCCCUUACUUAAAAUCAUAUAUAUCUUAUCAAAAAAGCAGUGAAAAUGAGCUGAUUAUUUAUGAUAAAAAAUGAAUUUCAAUAGAAAUUGAUCAAGCACUGAUGUCUGAAUUAGUUGGUAUAAAAAAAGGAUGGCAGAAAAUAUUAUGCCUAGUGCAGAUGUUCAGCUCCUCAGGACUCUUUUCAUUACUUGAUACAAAAUGGGUUCCAAAUAAGCAUAAAGUAAAUUACUUGCUAUCAAGCAAGGAAGAACCCAGCUAUGAAAUCAUUCCUGAUAAGGAGAUCAAUAUAAAAGGAAAAAUAGAAAUAAUUGAUAAAAACAUCGAAAACUCUUCUAUAUUUUCGUCAGUGCAAAAAAGCUUGCAGGUCACUAUUGAAAAGCCAAUAAUCAUCAGUAAAAAUUAUCUCCAAGCAGCAGUAAAAAGAUAUAUUGGUUUAUAUAAUUAAUAUUAUUUUUCUUGGCAUAUCAACAAAUUCGCUUUUAUAAAUUGGCUUAUCAAACAAGAAUAUUUACUCAUAAACGUAUACUUAAAAUUUUUUAAUAAAUAUUACCUUAAAGGCAAGGCAAAAUUGAGAAUGAUUUAUGAUAGCAUUCCUCAGGAGCACUAUGAAACAAUAAUUGAACAAUUUAAGUUGAUAAAGAAAGUGUAUAAAACAAAGAAUCGUAAAAUUAUUGAUGAAAUUUUUAUAGGAAAAGCAUGUGGAGCAUUGAAUUUAUUAAUGGCAAUUAGAAUGAUAUUUAUAGAAGAACACACUUACUAUAAGCAUUUCCGCUUUGAAAAACCUCGAGAGCCAGAAGCUCCUAGACAAGAGCCAGAACCGCCUGUAUUUACAAGAAGUGUGAGUGGCGUUUUAAGACCAACAGUUGGCAAUGAAGAUCCGCCACAAGAAAUCACUGAUACUUUUAACAAAGUAAAUUUAAGCUAUGUCAAUCUUGCAAUUAGAUAUGUCGAACCUGAGAACUAUGAAGAUUCUUCUUUUGAUUCUGACGAAUGAAAGUUCACUAUUAACAAAGGAGACGCUAUAUACAGCUUACUAUCAUUUCGAUGAGAUAAUAAUAAUUUUUCGCACUCUCACAUUAAAAUUAUUUUUUUUAAUUAAAAAUUAAUAAAUCUUGCUAUUAGAAUAUAAGUAUUUAUAUAAAUAAAAUCGGCUAGAAAUUUCCUUAUAAUGAGCAUCACUUUUGCAUCAAAAUAAUUUUAUAAAACAAUUUUUUUCUCACAAGAUGAAAAGGGUUAAUUCCUAAAAAAGUCAAAUUUUCCAGUAGUUUUGCUCUCUAGCUGAGGGAAGAGAGUUAGCAAAUGUGUCAAUCUAUAAUGAGCUUAAGCUAAAAGUGAUUACUCAUAGGCUAUUUUGGUUCUGGGAAAAAGAUAUGAUUAAUCUUGCUCGCCAAAUAGAAUUUGAGCUCCUAACACUUUAUAAUGAGAUUGGCUUGGCAGUUUCCAAUAGCUUUACUAAUGAAAAAUGUUCUCAUCCUUUAAAUGUCAUAGAGGAAUUCUUUGAAACAGAAGAUUUAAAAACUUGGUUUGGAAAUAUGCUGAUAGCUUUAACGAAACAUAAAAAAUUAGUACUAGAAGCUAAAGGAAUUUAUAUUGAUUUCAAUGUUAAAGAAGCAAAUUUUAAUACAAAAACUGAAAAUAUAGAUGAUAUUGUCAAUAUUUACGAUUUAACCUUUGACUUUAAGUACGGAUAUAUUCUAGUAACAAUUUGGGUAUAUAGGAAAAAUCCUUUAUUAGAAAUAGAAUCCAAUAACUCCCCUUACCUUCAUGAGCGAACAAAAUCAUUAGGAUAAUCCUUUUUUGUUGUUGUAAAAACUACUCUUCGUGAGUGAAAAAUUUUUUCAUAUAAUUUUUUUUAUGAGCAAAUACUUUAAAAUAUAUAAAUGAUGACUAUUAUAAUGAAAUCGCAAGCUAAUUUUUUGAAUUUAAAACAGCCAGCCUGCAUUUUAAAAGUUAAAUUUUACAAAAUUGAAUUAAUUUUCACUUGCAUUCUUUUUGAGUUAGGAAUUUUUUAAAUUUCGAAAAAAAAUUACAAAUUUAUUAAAUUUAAAACCAUUUUUUGUUCGCUCACGUAGAAGUGGGAGAGUAAGGAUUUUCCUAUUAAGUCUGUAGAUGAAAUUAGCUGAAAUUUCUUAACAAAAAUGCUGACUCCUCCACAAAUAAUGGAAGAAAUUUUGCAAAUCACUGAGUUUACUUUGAAAUUAAACGAAUUCCCAGUAUCAGAAAGUAUUGGUUCAAAAGUCACUUUUUAUUUUGAUAAGCAGUCUCUAUAUGAUGCAGUCUCUAAAAACUUUGAAAUCUUAUUUAGUGAUUGCUGUUCAUUUUCUGAAAAGCUUGUUAAUAUAAAAAAGUUAGAAUACAUUGCAAAGCAGCUUCAAUCAAGAACUCUCUGGGACAAUAUAACAAUCUCUCUUUCUCAAAGCACGUGGGAUGAUUUAAUGAUAAAUCAAUCUUUCUCUUUGUACACAUCUUCAUUUAUCCUUGGAAAUUCCAUCUCAAAUAAAAUAAAGCGAAAUGCUCAAAUUGCAUGUAAUAACUUCCCCAUCCUAAUCUAGUCGAUAUGAUCAGGGGCGGUUAAAAAGAUUUUUGGCCAAAAAAUUGCAUAUUUAUUUAUUUAAUAACGUGAAGAGUACACGAUAUAUUAGUAAGCAUGCUAUAAAUCGUAUUAAAAUUGCUAGACAAGGUUAUGCAGCAUAAUCUCUAAAAUUCAUUACUAAAAAAUAUAGAUAGUUAUAGGGUUAGCAGCGCAUUCUUGACUAUCUAAAAAUAUUUGGGCAAGAUGCGGCUUAAUUUUUCCAAUUUAUAAAGAAAUUUUCUCAAACUAGAGAAGGGAGUAGGCAUUUUUCCAAGCUAAAAAGAAGCUACCUCCUCAAUUUUUCUAUAUCAAACUUAAGCCUAAUCUGCAAAAAAGAUGACACGGUGCUGAUAAAUACAUCAAAAGUCCUAAAAAUCAAAUCCAUAGACGAAAUAAAAAUAAUGGGAAAUGAAGAAGAUUUUCCUAUUAAUAAAAUAUCACAGAUUUUUAAGGUGUACAAAGAUUUCCCUAGUGAAGAAGAAAUCGAGAUGAAAGAAGGACCGAUUUUUAUAUGUGAUUCUGCUGGGAGAAUAUGGUUUUUUGAUCAGGAAUCUUUACCCAAAUAUGAAGAAGCUAAAGGAGAGCUUUAUAAGGAAAAGUUAAGGUUCCCUAAAUGUGGAGAAAUUUAUAAACCGAUUCCAAAAGAAAUCUCUUUGCAGUUUUCUGAAAAUCGGCCAGGUUUAAAUUUAAGCUUGACAAAAGAUUUUGAUAUUAAGGUCAAUUUUGUUUUUCCUGAGCCUUCAUUGGAGCAAACUCUACUAUCGAAUCCCAAUUAUUAUGAGCUUAUUGAUAAUUUAUGCUGAUAUUUUAAACAGUUAAGAAAAAUUACAGGGCUUAAACAAUGAAAUAUCCCAGUGAAUAUUGACUGGAAUGAUUCAGGAGAAGCGCCAAUAAUAGAAGACAUGGCUGAGUUUUUUAAUAACGAUAUUAAAGAGUGCUUACUCCCCUUUAAAAAUUAGGACAAAAAUUCUUUUCCAAUUUAAAGAGGGGUGGGGUAUUGAUUUUUAAAAAACAUGAAUUUUGAAAAUAUGAAAAAUGUAAAUUGAGCACAAUAAUAUAAAUUGUAAUUUUUUUUCAUGCAGAAAUAAAUAAAAAAUUUAUUGAUUCAGUUUUAAGACUGUUUAAAUAGCAUUCUACUUCUGCUCUUUUAUUAAAUUAGGUCAAAAUUAAUUGUAUAAAAAUUAGUAUUUUAUGGAGAAUUGACCAAAAAAAUCGAUUCAGUGAGAAAACUGCUUAAAUAAUAUUCUACUUAUAUUUUCUAUUAAAUUAAAUCAAAACUAAUUUUAUAAUAAAUAAGUAUUUUCAUUGAUAAAAUUUUCUUAUUGAAAAAAAAUUGUUCGAAUUUAAAGGGGGGUUAAAUCACGAUGUUUUGUUCCAAUUUAAAAGGGGGAACGAGCUAAUAAAUGUAUACGAAGCAAUUAAAAAUGUUUGCGACUACAAUGGAUUUAUUUUUGAUAUUGAAACAUAUGAUCCCAAUGAUAUCCAAAUAAAGCAGAUCUCAAAGCACGAGAUCGCUAAAUUGUUUAGUGAAAAUAUCAAAGAAAUCGUGAUAAAAAUAUCAAAUUCGAUUAAUGAAUGUUCCAUUAAAGAAAACAUGCUAUUUGUUUGUUUGCCAACAUCAAGAAAAUCAGAAAGCAUUAAAGAUAUAUACUCAAAGAGCAGCACUAUGAGAGUAAUAAUAAAGCAUCUGUCUGAAAUAUCACUUUCUCAGCUUCCAGAAAACACUAAAGUCUCUCUACAUAAAGAUGAAUUUUCCUUACAAGACCUUAUCCUUUUUUCACAAGCACCUCGAAUCAGUAAGCAUUUCGAUAUGGUUGGAAAAAUUCUCAAUAUUGAUGUGAUGAUCGAAAUAAAUCAAUACAAGAAUAAUCCGGAUGAAUUAUUAGCAAUUUCUAUUAAUGAAGUUUUAUUAGUUUCUAUUACAGCUGCUGAAAUGGUGAAUAUUCCAUCAAUUUUUGAUCUUUUAGUUAAGCUUAAAGAAAAUACAUGGCAUGAGGUAAAUUUAUUUAAAAUUUUGCCUGCUGAUUUUAAUUCAGUACUUUUUAGCCCUGAAGGAGUUUUAAAUUAUAUUGUUCAUUUUGGAAAAUUAGAUUAUAUAACAGCAACAGGAAUUUGCUAUGAUAACUUACAAGCAUUUUCGGUUGAGCUUACAAAAGACAUUUUUUCGAUAAAAAACCUUCCUGAAAAUUCUUGUAUAUUAAUUGUUUUCUUCGACAAUGGAUUCCCUAUUGAUUCAAAAAUAGUUUAUACAGGCCCACAAAUCCCAAAGCAUUUAAUUGAAUUUUAUGAUUCCAGUAAACAAAAGCAAAAUCAAUACAAACUAUUGAUGCAGGAAAUACCACAAUUUAAGCAUUCUACCAAAACUCCACCAUCUAUCUUCAACUUGUUAAGCAAUAUAAAUAAUGAACAAUUAGAAGAUUAUGACUUAAUCGUUUCCAAUGAUUUUUUUAUUUCAUGCAUUGGAGAAGAAUACUCUUUAGGACAUCAGAACUCUUAUCGCUAUAUCAAAAUUACUCCUGAAAUCUAUUUAAUUAGCAUUAAUUGGACGUCAAAUGAAAAAAGGGUGUUUUAUUUUAUUUCUAAAAAAACUGGAGUUCCUCACUCCCCCCCCCCCUCGAAGUUCGACCAAGAUAUAGGGAAAAUUCCUAUUUUUUUGGAAAAUUAUAUAAAUUUACUAGGAAAAUAAGCAAUUUUUCAAAAAUUUUAAACUAUGUGGGGGUGAGCUUGCGAUUUUUGUAUUCAAGUUCUAAAAAAAGCGUUACAAAACCAUCUUGCACUAUUUUUUCUAACUCUUACACCCUCUCAACCAUACAGAAGAAUAUGAUAAAUAUUUGUUUUUUUAACUACUAAAUUAUAUAAAAUAAUUCUAUAUAAUUUUUUUUAAAAAAAUUUUUCUUAACCCCCUCGAAGUUCGACCAAAAAAAUCUUGGUCGAACUUCGAGGGGGGAGGAGUCAGCCAAUUAUGAAUUUUUCCAAUAAAAACCCAACUGAUAGAGGAUUUCUUACUCAUACCCAAAGCGGAAACGAAAAAGCUAAGCCACUGCUUUUAAACCAUUAUGAAAGCUACUUACAAAUAGAAUUAACAGAAAAGCAGCUCUCUUAUAAGCAUUCAUAUAUUGCUACUUCUUCUGAUGAAAAAUUAAGAGUUAAAAACAAAUCUAAAAAGAAAAAUUUAUUGAUAAAGCUCUGCAAUAAAUCUCCUUCUCACCCGAAAAGCUUGAAAGAUGCUAUCUGCUCUCGAGCUGGCUGUGAACGCUCAGAUUUAUUACUAAUUCGUGCAGACUGUGAUUUGCGUGGAAGCUACAACAUAAAUCAUCUUCAAGGAGUUUUCAAGCACAAGCAGAACCCUGAAGUUGAGUAUGAAGCUACUAUCUAUCCCCAUUCUUCUGACAGCUGCAUUAUAAAGUGGACACCAUUUAGCAAAGGAUUCUACAUUUUUUACUUGAACUCUCACAAGCUAAAAUCAUCUAAGCCAAUAUAUGUAUGCCCAGCAAAAAUUUCUCCAAGUCACUGUAUAGUUGCUAAUGUUGGAGAUAUUUUUCAAAUGGAAAAGCAUAAGGUGUUCGUCAAAGUCUGUGAUGAAUACAAAAACUUUUAUUCUCCAUGCGAUUUUGAAGCUCAUAAAAUACUAGAAAAACCAUUUGAAUUAAAUCCUAACGCUGAAGAAUUUAUCCCUUCCCCAGAGGUUGAUUUAGAAUCUCCAUUACCAUCAAUUAACGCUGAAGUUUUCAAAAACCAUAUGUCUUUAGCUUCUAAUGUACUGAUAUCAGCGACUCUUUUCAAUAAAGCUGGCAAAGAAUACCCUGUAAAGCUGAAAUUUUUGCAAGAAUUAGGCCAAGUUUUGCUUAUAAUUAAAAUCAAAACUUCUACCGACGCAACUUUGAAGGUGUUUAUCAAUAAUAUAGAACUAUCAAAUUCCCCUAUUGAUUUUACUGUAAAGCCUAUGAGAUUUGAGGUGAAAAGGAAAUUAUUUUUUAAAAAAGCGAAAAGACUGCAUGGGUUUUAUGAGAAUCAUAAUGUGGAUGUGGUGAGAACCCAGUUUUUAGAAAGCUUGAGGAAGAAUUUUAAGAUUAAGCAGUGUGUCUUUAUAGUUCCCACUUCCUGAUCACCAUGCGUUCCACGGUUAACUUGAGCCUUAUCCGAAACCUCGGUUUCUCAGAAGAGAUUUUUUCCCUCAUUGGUCCGAAAUAUUUUUCUUUGCCGAAACCUCCAUUUCCAGCCCAAUCAACCAACUUACCCAAACCUGUUUAGAUUAGGUCAGGCUGCCUUGUUACAGAACUCUUUUUCAACUGGAGAGACUAUAGCCCUUGAGAGUCUUGCCUACCCUGUCUUUCCUUUUCCUAUGGCUCAUCACUAAAAAGAAAAAUUCAACUGCUUAUGCAGUCUGGGCAGACCACAAAGCAGCCUAGGCAAGUAAGUCGCCCUGCCUCUAUCAGACACCAACCUGAGCCGAGGUGCAGCUGACUAAAAAGAUGCAAAAAAUGCCGCUUGAGCCAGACCACUAAUCUGCGAAAAAUUACCGGGCCUCUGGCUUCGAAGCUACCCACCCUUGGGCUUUUCUACUACGUCCGGAUAUCAUAGGACACCAGCCACGGGAGGACAGAUAGCUCAUCACCAGCCAUUUUAUGAAUUGAGGAAGAAUUUUAAUGAGGAUGUAGAAACUUUGAGGGGAUAUUUAAAUAUCAAAUUUGAGCAUGAGCCUGGAAUUGAUGGAGGUGGGCUUAGUCGUGAAUUUUUUGACAAAUUAGGUAGAGAAAUUGUGCUUCCUGAGCAUCAUUUAUUCAUUCUUAAUUACGAGAUCAUCAGCUGCUAAGCUGUUACUUGUUAACGCAGUUAUCCAGACCCGAAGGUUCCUCCGCUUUGCGACUUCCGCCUACAGGACUCAAACUUAAUGGAUAGCCUAUUCUGUUGGUCGUCUCCUCCUUGCAAGCUACCACCUUUGCUCCAGUAUUGAGUGGCAGAUUUAGGAAUUCUGCAGCCUUGCUUGAGGCUGUGAGAAACGAGGUUGCCUAUUCCGUUUAUUUGAAAAGUAAAUUUUCUGAUAGGGCUGUCGGCCAAAAGGAAAUCCAAGCCCAGGACGCAACGCCUGGCAUCGCGCUAGGGGAAUUACCCGAUUGAUCAGGAGGAACCUCCUGAUGCUGCUGAGCUUCCCCUUUCCAACUUGGAAGACCCUUUUUUCUGAGGUAAAACCCUUGGUGUCAAAAUGAGCUGCAGUCGACCAAAUUCGACGUUGCGCUCCAUGUGCCAAGGUAAAACCCAGCCGAAUACACAUCCGAGCGCCUUUUCCCCUUCCACAAGGUCCCCGGGUAACCCGGCUGCAGGUGUUGAGGAAAAGGGCUGGCUUUCCAGUCGCCAUUUUAAUGUAUUCAUUUAUUCAUUCAGGUUGGCGAUUUCUUCAAAAUCAACCCCCUUUCAAGCCAAAACCCUAACCACUUAGAAUUAUUCCAUGUCCUCGGGGCUUAUUUUGCCAAAGCCAUUCUCCACAAAUAUCUACUAGAAAUAAAUUUCGCUCCUUCUAUAUAUAAGCAGCUUUUAGGCCGUGGACUUAUCCCAGAAGAUUUAAAAGACGAUGACCCAAUCUUCUAUAACUCCUUAAAAGAAAUCCUUACCAUGGACCCUGCCUUACUUGAAUACUCAGAACUUACCUUUGUAGUGACAUCAGAAGACAAACAAAUAGUUGAGCUAAUCCCGAAUGGUGCAGAAAUAAAAGUGACUGCAGAAAACAGGCAGCAAUAUUUUGAAACUCGAGCCCUUUGGCAUUUAUAUGGAUCAGUAGCUUUCCAAAUGGAGUCUUUUACCACAUCUUUUCAAGAUGUAAUUACGCUGGAUUUGCUAUCAUUCUUAAACCCUGAAGACUUGCAAAUCCUUUUUAAUGGAAGCUCGACUUAUAAUUUGUCGUUUAUUAAGAAAAGGACUUCGCAUUAUGGGCCUGGGCUGUCAUCACAAGUUGUGCAAUGGCUGUGGACUUGGCUGGAAAAUUCUAAUGAAGAGAUAUUGAAGGCAUUUUUGAGGUUUGUGACUGGGUCUAGCAGAAUUCCUUAUAAGCAAAGAAAUUGGGGCAUUGUGCUUUCCCCACAGCUGGAAAAUGGAAUUUUGCCAACAGCAUCAACAUGCGGAAGCACGAUUUAUAUCCCAAAUUAUAAAUCAUAUAAAGAGUUUUCGAAGUUUAUGACAAUUGCAGUGCUGGAAGGAAGUGAAGGUUAUGGAACUCAUUAA